UUGAACAGACCUCUAUCAUUUCCAGUCUGGAUCCUGACACCAUGAAGAAUCUUUUGAUUCUGUUUGUUUUGAUGAAUUUGGACAAACUCCUGAAGACUGGAGACUGCACAGAAACAGAGGAUGAAAUUUUAUCAAUCACCCCAAAAACACAAGAACAAGUGGACCUAUUGAAGAAUGUUUCCACUCAAUACGAGACAGCUCUGUGGCAGCCUGUGUCACCUCACUACAUCACAGAAGAAACUGAGGUUCACCUGUUUGUUCCUGGAAACAGCUCAGAGACUGUGAAGGAUCUGCUAGAGAAAAACGCCAUGACACAUACGGUGUUACUGGCCAAUGCCAAGGAGCUGAUUGAAAUGCAGACGAGGAACGACUCCGCCGACCCACGAAGUAGCUCAACGUUUUACGAGAGAUAUCACAGUCUGGAGGAUAUCUAUUAUUGGAUAAACAGGACCCAGCAGGAGAACCCUGAUACGGUGAAAACUAUUCUCAUUGGCUCCUCAUAUGAAAAGCGACCACUUUAUGUUCUGAAGUUGUCUCUAAACAGCAGGCCGGAUAAGAAAGCAAUGUGGAUUGACUGUGGGAUCCAUGCCAGAGAGUGGAUCUCUCCUGCUUUCUGCUUGUGGUUCGUUCAAUAUUCUUUGUCAUUUUACAAGAUAAACUCAGACAUUACUGACAUUCUGGACAACAUGGACGUCUACGUCUUGCCUGUUAUGAAUCCUGAUGGUUACAAGGUCACGUGGACAACAAACAGGAUGUGGAGGAAAAACCGUUCCCUCAGCAAGACCAGCAAGUGCAUCGGGGUUGACCUCAACAGGAACUUUGAUGCAAACUGGUGCACAGAGGGAGCCUCUAACGAUCCCUGCACGGAGAUCUACUGCGGUGCGUUCCCCGAGUCGGAACCAGAAUCGGAGGCCGUUGCCAACUUCCUGCGCAGUCACAAGGACACAGUCCAGCUCUACCUCAGCAUCCACUCCUACUCUCAGAUGCUGCUCUUCCCGUACUCCUGCACCUUACAGGAAGCAGAGAACCACAAAGACCUGCUUGAGAUGGCCCAAGAAGCUGCCCAGAGUAUCGGAAGAUAUCACAAUAACACCUACAAGUAUGGCCCCGGAGCAAAGACAAUAUACUUGGCUCCCGGUGGGUCUGACGAUUGGGCGUACAACCUCGGCAUCAAAUACUCUUUCACGUUUGAGCUCCAGGACAGUGGGCGUUACGGCUUCCUCCUGCCGCCAUCUUUCAUCUCAGGGGCCUGCAAUGAAGCUCUUAUUGCUGUGAAGACCAUUGCUCUCAAGGUUAUAGAGAAAACACAAGCCCCAACGAGUUCUCCUCGGGCUGCCUGAGCAGUUACAUCUGCCAAGGCUGAGGGUCCAAUAUUUGAAGCCAUAAAAAGUGAAGCUAAAGAUUGAAUGUCAGUGUCUUUUUUUCUGUUUAUUAUUAUGAAAACUACAUCAUCAUCCAUAUAUUACACAGAUAUUAAAUCAGUAUUCUUGGAGAUAUCAAUAUUACUGUGAACUCUUGUACAAUAUUAUACAGCAGCUUUGCAGUCAAAAUAAAUAAGAAAUUUGAAAAGCA
Epinephelus lanceolatus (giant grouper) is the source of this 1572-nucleotide messenger RNA. RefSeq names its product carboxypeptidase B2-like. NCBI's taxonomy places the organism in Eukaryota, Metazoa, Chordata, Actinopteri, Perciformes, Serranidae. Gene Ontology annotation, biological process: proteolysis; fibrinolysis. Gene Ontology annotation, molecular function: metallocarboxypeptidase activity; zinc ion binding. The record is from RefSeq and is a predicted model, not a curated record.